AUGUUUCCGUCGAGAUCAGACACAUCUCGAUACUCCGUCGCUUCUGGAAUUUUCCAGAUCAAUACCGGAGUUUCUACGUUUCAGCGGCUCGUCAACACACUCGAUACUCCCAAGGACACGCCGGAGCUCCGGUACAAGACACGAUUGCAUAUUGGGCAGCUUGUGAUCCAAUUAUGCCCGUUUUGCAAAACAUCCAAUUAUGCUGUCGAGUAUCGUGGAGGGAAGACUAAAGAGGAGAAGAGCGUUGAUUGUUAUGGACGCCAAAAUAAGGAUUAG
Molecule: messenger RNA, 276 nt
Organism: Thlaspi arvense
Lineage: Eukaryota; Viridiplantae; Streptophyta; Magnoliopsida; Brassicales; Brassicaceae
Source: the annotation of a GenBank genome assembly